Messenger RNA from Rana temporaria (common frog), 3031 nucleotides. It is a transcript of the gene CCDC39, whose product is annotated as coiled-coil domain containing 39. Gene Ontology annotation, biological process: cilium-dependent cell motility; inner dynein arm assembly; cilium movement. The coding region runs from base 122 to 2944 and encodes 940 amino acids. The record is from RefSeq and is a predicted model, not a curated record. Lineage: Eukaryota; Metazoa; Chordata; Amphibia; Anura; Ranidae. Gene Ontology annotation, cellular component: axoneme. The transcript is spliced from 20 exons.
UCCUGGUGACACACUGGUUGCUAAGGGCGCUGAUUACAACACACAGGAGCCGGAGAGGAGUGUGGCCGGGGCUAUCACAGCGAUCGCUCGUUCCUUGUAUCGCACACACAUACCGGGGAGGAUGAGCCGGGAAGUUCUGGCAGAGCUGCACUGGGCCGAUGGCCUGGCCAUCCCUGUGGCCAAUUCAGAGAACAGAUCUCUGGAGGAAGAGUUGCAAAGGAAACAGAAGGAGAGGCUGCAGUUGUCAAACCACUUAAAAGAAAUGGAUGACCGAAUACAAGCAAUGGCUGACCACCUAAGGAAUGUCAGGCAAGAACUCAACUAUACUCAGUCUCUUUGUAGGGCCCGAGAGAAAGAAAUUGAAAGUGAAGAACACUUUAAAACUCUCGCUGAAAGGGAAACGGGGCGUCUAAAGCAAGAAAUUCAACGUCUGGAAAACGAGCUGGUAUCCUUGAGGGAAAAGAAAAAUAAUCAAGAAAAUAACAUAUUCAAGGCCACUCAGAAACUGGAGAAACUGAAAUGUCAACUCAAGUGGAACCAAACGGAUCUGGAAGACUGGCUGAAGGAAUCUGCUCGUAAGGACGAAGAUUCUGUUGCCAUUCAGAAAUACUCUCAAAAAGAUGAAGGGAAAAUUAGGGAAUUAUCACUGCAAAUUGAAAGGAUGACUGUGGAAGCUAACCUGAAACGGAAACAUUUAGACAAUGAACUAACAGAGACCAUCACUUCGCAGAUUGAGCUGGACAAGACAGCUGAAGAUUUCCGCAAAGCACAUUCAGAAAGACAACAGCUGAUCCAGCAGUGGGAGGACACCAUCGAUCAGAUGCAGAAAAGGGACAGAGAAAUUGACCAAUAUGCACUGCUGUUAGCUCAGGUCAAGCAAGACUUACGAGACAGAGAAAGUACAAUCAAGGAGAAAAUCCAGUUCUUGAACAGUGAAAUCGAAAAUAACAAGGAAUUUGAGAAAAAGAUUGACAUUGUGGAAAGAAAAGCAGUCAGACUGAGACAGGACUAUCAAGAGCAAGAGGCUGCGCGCAACAAUCUGCAAGAUGAGCUGGAUACUCUGAAAGGGACUGUUGAUAGAACAGCCACUGAAUUAGAAGUAAUGAGAGUUCAAGUCAACAAUCUUAGGAAAGAAAUCAGAAAUAAAGAAGAAAGGUUGGAUCUGUCAAAAGGAUAUAAUAAAGGCCUGACUGAAAAGCUGAAGGUUGUCACUGAGUCUGCAAUGAGUGUAGAGGAAAGGGCACAGCGUAUGGAGGAGAUGCUGAAAGAACAAGAGAGAACGGUGAAGAAUCUUGAAGCUCAGCUAAAACAAAUAAGAGAGCAGCAUUUCAAGAAAUCGCAGGAGCUGCACGAAUACAAGACAAAAGAAAAACACAUGAUAUCAGAAAUUAGUGGAAGUCAGGUCUCGCUGAGAAACCUUAAUAGUCAACUGCAAAAACUUGACCUACAUGCUUUAAAGCAACAGGGGAUCAUUUACAAUCAGGAGUUCCAAAUUCAGCAGCUAGAGCGCAGGCUAUCGCGUUUAAAAGGUGAAGUCAACACAGAUGAGAAACACGCCUUGGAGACAAAAGUAUCCGCACUUACAAAAUCAUUAGAUGAACGCAAAGCCUCUCUUAAUAUUUUGAACACCCAACACAAAAAGCUUCAGGGUGAUGUACGGUACAUUAAAAGGGAGCUGGAAAAAACUGGCCAAGAGAAGGGAGAUCUGAUUAGUAAAAUGGAGGAACUUAAGCUGUUCAAUACCAUGUCUGAUAAAUCGCUGAAGAAGUUCCGAACAUCAAAACAGGAUUUCAUGGUUGAAGACAAUAUUCUGAAACUGGAAAUCAAGCGGUUAAAGGACAUGUUGUACAGUAAAGCAGAUGAUGUUUUCUCACUGGCGAAGCGAAGGUUGCAGUUACAAUCUGCAAUGAAGGAGCGGACACAAGAAAUUGCCGUGCACAAAGAAAUGCUGAAAUCUCAGAUCAAACUUGAAGAACAGGAGCGGCAAAGUAUAAGCUCUGCGCUCCAUGACAGAAUUGCAAAAGUUGAUAAGAUGAGAAAAAGAUUUGAAAUCAUUACUUUUGCAAUGAUGCCCCCAGAGGGAGAGGAGGAGAAAUCACAAGCUUAUUACAUAAUUAAGGCUGCACAAGAAAAGGAGGAGCUUCAGCGUUCCGGUGAUGAGCUGGAUGCCAAAAUCCGCAAGGCUGAAAAGGAAAUUCAUGCCCUGGAGAACACGCUGCAGGUCAUUAAUGGCUGUAACAGCUCCUACAGGAAAUCCUUCAAUAAAGUUACUGAAUCAAGUGAUGAGUAUGAAGAAAAACUUCAGCUAGAAGAACAGAAGAAAGCAGCUGAGGAAAAAUAUAGGUACAAGCGGAGGCAAAUCAAGGAGCUACAGGAAGAUAUGCAGAUUAUGAAAAACACUUUUGAUAGCAUGAUGAAAGAGGAAUCUUCGUACCAGGAGAAGGUGAAUGAAAUGCUUCCCAGCAUCACACAGCUUAACAAAGAGACUGACGAUCAAAAGAUCAAGUUGGAGAGAGUCACGAAACAGUGCUCCAAACUGGUGAAAGAAAUUCGUUUGGCCAAAAAAAGCAAAGGAGAAACCGAUCAUGAAAAAGAUAUUACUGUACGCGAUCUGCGAGAAUUCAACAGAUCUGUCAACAAGAUGCUGGCUCAAGCAAUGGAGCAAAAUCCUGAGCUGGCAGUGCCACUGCAGAUGUACUUUCAACAGUUUGGUUUAGAAAUUCCAUCUUCCUCAACUCCUGGAAGCUCACGUUCAGGUUCUUCCCGAAGUUCCAUUGCAUCUGUACGUUCAAGUUCUUCUAGAAUAUCAACCAGCUCAGGCCCCUCCUCACGUGUUAAAGUGGUUGAGCUUGGGAUACCUAUGGCGUCUCCUCCUUCAAGUGCAUCAUCUGCUCGCAGCUACAAGUCAUCCAGCAGGGGGAGCACUCACAGAAGCCAGAAAUAGUAAUUAAACAAUACAAAAAUUUGGUGCAACUGUGUUGUUUUGUAAUGGUAGCAGGGAUCAAUAAAUAUUCAGCACCUUUUUUCAGUU